UUUUCACUUUGUCUCUCAUAGUUGAGGUAGAUACGAUGAAGUGACAUUUGUAUCACGUCACCAACACGAGUCAUAUAGCUGAGGAGUUAUUUCCUAAUAUUUACAUUUUUGUUAAAUUCCAUAAUGUUUAAAGCAUAAAAACGCACACAAACGCAUUUUCCCUUCUCUACCUUUGAGCCCUGCACCUCAAAAUCCUGUGCACGUCCCUGCACACAUGUUCAUGAAUGUCAAACUUCCAGCUGCAAACCAAGAACCUCCUGAUAUUCGGGAUCAGCAGACAUCUGUCCAGCCUCAGUUCCGAUCCUCCGCUGGAACAGCAGCGUCCUUCUGAACAGAUUCUUUGCUGACGUCAUUUGUUUGUUGUUUAUUCGGCUGGUUUCGUGCUUUCUUUAAUUACAAACGGUCUCGAUUGGAGUUUGAACAAAACGAAAUCAGAAAUUGAUCACGUGCGUCGUCUCCUGUGGCUCCCGGUUCAGAGGGGCGCGCGCGUGGACGGUGUCCGGAUCUGCCCGUGUUCAUCCGGGUCACUGGUUCCAGUGUGAGUCCCGGAUUGUGGGAGAAGUUUGCGAAGUUUCCCCCGCAGACCUGACAGGUGAGCGUCAUUUGCAGCUCCAACCCCCCCGCCUCCACCCUGAAGCCUUCAUAGCCCCCCCGCCCCCGCGCAAGGCGCCGUGAUCCGCCGCGCGCGCGCCAUGAACGGACCCGAGCUCAGUGAGCUCCCGGACGAGUCGGAGCGGCUGCAGCCGUACGUGUCCCGCCUGAGGCAGGCGGCGGAGCAGGCCGCCGGGGGCCCCGCCGGACCCCCCCUCUCAGACGGCUUCCUCAUCAGGUUUCUGCGCGCCAGAGAUUUUGACGUGGAGCUGUCUCUGAAGCUCCUGCUGAACUACCUGCGAUGGCGGCGGGACAGUCCUGAGAUCAGCAGCUGCCUGUCUCCCUCGUCCGUACUCGGCCUCCUCCACAUGUCCUACCACGCCGUCCUCCCCCAGCGGGACCACGCCGGCAGCAGAGUGCUCAUCUAUAGGAUCGGUCAGUGGAGCACCAAGGACUGGUCUGCAUAUCAGGUGUUCCGGGUCAGCCUGAUGACAUCAGAGAUCAUCUCCAUGGAGACAGAAACACAGAGGCGGGGCUUGAAGGCGAUAUUUGACCUGCAGGGGUGGAGCUUAGGCCACGCCCUUCAAAUUAACCCCUCCCUUGCCAAAAAAAUUUCUUGUGUUUUGUCGGAUUCUUUUCCACUGAAGGUUCGGGGAAUUCAUCUGGUCAACGAGCCCAGGUUCUUCCGUCCAGUCUUUGCGAUGAUCCGCCCCUUCCUGCCUGAUAAGAUCAAGCAGAGGAUCCACAUGCACGGCACAGACUUCCACAGCGCUUUGAGCCACUUCUUCCACCCCCACGUCCUGCCUCCAGAGUACGGCGGACAGGGACCAGGAAUAGAGAAGGCCUGCCAGGAUUGGACCAACCAGCUGCUCCAGUUCGAGCACAUCCUGUCACAGAUCGCUGCACACCCAACAGGUGACAUCUCCUCCUGUCCAGAUGAACCCUUGAUCGAAAAGGAGGUCAAUCCUGAAUGAACCCCCAGUGAAAGAUACCUCAACCCCCCCUCCCAUGUUGUGCUCUGUUAGAGCACGGCUGACACAAAGACCUUCUGCUGCUCCCUCCUCCUGCUUAUUUCAACCUGACCAAAGGAUAAGCUGGAAAGCAAAAACUAUGGUGGCCCUUUAGACUUUCUCAGGAGCAGCAGUGUGCCUGGAGGCUCCGCGCUGAGGUUCAGCCUGCGCUCCACGACAACGAGGUGCUGGUCCUGAUCACUGUCAGCGCUGAGGACAGUUACAGGUUUAUCCAGGACGGUUCACAGAUACUGCAAGACCUUCAAAAGCUUUGAGGAAGGUUUGACAUCUUCAUGAAAAGUGCUAAGAAGUGUUUCUGUGUUGUUCAGGUCACAACUGAUGAGCAAUGAAAGAAACAUCAAAGCCAACAUAACUAAUGAUGAUUCUAAGUAUUCUCUUAUUUUAAGAAGUAAAUACUGUCAGAGUCUUAAUUAGUUUAUUUCCAAAAAAGGCCUAACGAGCCUCAUUAAACCUUUAUUAUAAGAAUGUAUUGAACAUACCUGUGAGCAUUAACUGUAUAAAAGAACUGGACGUCACCCAUAGAAAAUGUCUUACCUCUGGCUCCAACGAUAUGAAGCCAAUUCCCAAUAUGGAUGCCACUAUGAAGCCAGACGACUUCAAUAAGCAGCGAUUGGUCCGAGUCAGUCAUGUUUCUAUGGCAACUACUGUCACUAAUUGGGAGUGAGAUUGUUUGGAAGCCACACCCCUUCCACUGAAAGCGGCUCUGGAGAAUAAUUUAAAUUAAUUGGUUGAGGUGGGGGCCACAUACCUUUACUGAGGCAUCUGAUUGGUCAGUUUAUAACUUAAAUAUCAAUAAUAUAGCAAUAAUAAUAAUGUGAAAAAAAUAUAUUAAAAUAGAAUUAGCAGAAAGGUGUUAAAAGGAAGUAUCAGAGCAAGAAUGGUUGUUCAGACACAUGUAAUGACUGAGUAACAGCUGUCUAUUUCUCUGUAGAAGUCUACGGGAUUCUUGGCUUCUUGGAGCCAGUGGGUAUACUUUCUGUUUUUCAAGCCUGUCUCAGUUGGAUUUCAAUAAUGUAUAGAUAAGGGACCAAGAAAAUAGUGAAAUUCUGUGUCUGGAGCCUGAAACUAGGAAACCUCAUACAGGAAGACCCCUUACAGUCUCACUCUGAUGAAAAUCCUGGUUUUUGAGUUUUUAACAUGUAUGUGUGACAUUUUUCUUAUGAAAGAGAAAAAAUAUAAAAAUAAAUCAGUUUGUUUUUUCA
Oryzias melastigma (Indian medaka) is the source of this 2824-nucleotide messenger RNA. RefSeq names its product tocopherol (alpha) transfer protein (gene ttpa). The record is from RefSeq and is a predicted model, not a curated record. The transcript has 5 exons. Gene Ontology annotation, molecular function: phosphatidylinositol bisphosphate binding. NCBI's taxonomy places the organism in Eukaryota, Metazoa, Chordata, Actinopteri, Beloniformes, Adrianichthyidae. Gene Ontology annotation, cellular component: membrane. Bases 693 to 1565 code for a protein of 290 amino acids.